AUGGCCGGAACCAUUCGGCGCAAGUACACAAGCUUCGCUCCUUUGAUCGUGAAUGAAAAAUCAAAAUGGUGAGUAAAAAUUUGCAUUUAUUUGCAUACAAUACAUAGAUGGAAAAUGUUGAAUUGAUCAUUCCCACAAUUUGCAUAGGAAAGCCACUGUGAUUGUAAAAGUUCUUGCAGUGUAAAAAGGAAAGAGAAUGGAACUCGAGGUUGUCGUUGCAAAGGGCGAAAUGUCGAAUGUUCGGAUAAAUGCCGGUGUGGUACUCGCGAUAAACCUUGCAAGAAUAGAGUAAGUAUGUCAAUAUAUUAAUUUAAACAUUAAAAUGAUAAAUCGAAAGCAUGAAUUUAACAAUUGCUUUUAUGAUUUUCGUCUAGGCAAUGACAGAAAACAUGGGAAGGGAAAGAGACAACAGGAGUGAAAAAGCUACGGAUACUCGUGCAAAACAAGGCAAAGAAAAAGGCUUUCGUCUUAGUUCUAAACCAACCGAGUCAGAGGAGACACAGAGGGAAAAGGAGCACAAAGAUGUCAAGGUAUAGCGCAUACUUGAAUUUGUUGAAUACGUUUUAAAUGAAGCCCUUUUUGCAUGUUUGGUAAACUUUGUUUACGUUUUUGGCAGGCAAAAACUACCUAGAAUGUAUUGUAUUGUAUUCUUACUCUGCUAAUGCAGCAUUGCUCUCGUUCGUGCUUAUUUGACUACCAAAAAAAGUAAACAAGGUUAACUUAUAGGGUCUGUAAUAGAGAUUUUUCAAUAUAUUGAAAUACUGUAUACAGAUACAGUUUACAGUAAGGUACUGUACGUACAGGUACUUGGUUAUAGUGCAUUUGAAAGGAUUUAUAGUUUCACUUUGGGUUCACAAGUAAAAGUAAAUUUAUUCUCAUUGUUGAACUUAUGAACAUGAAUUUAACCUAUUCUUGGUUUUCAACUAUUCCCAGGAGAGACAAUUGAACAAAAGACAUGACAGCCAUGCUGGUCGUCUUGAUAAAAGAAACCACAGUCACUGGUGGACAUUUUGUCCAUUUGUCUCUCCUGUGAAUAGUUGAAAGCCAAGAAUAUAUUAUUUUAUAUAGGCUACAAAUACAUUUGUACAAUUUUAGGAUUUUAUUGCAACCUUAGAUGAGGCCAUGGUAAAAAAACUAGCUAUAAGAAGCUUGCGAAGAGGGAUCGGUAGUAUGGACUACAUAGAAACAUUGCUCAUAAUGGAGGAUGAUCUUGAUGAGGAUGAAAAUUUUGGUGAGUUUGGUCAAGCAUCAACUGAGCAACCAACUGGUUCAGCAUUGGCAGACAGUGAAACAAAGAACAAAGGUCCUGCUCCUUCUGACACACGUAACCCAGAUCAGAUAGAUGAUUCAGCAUCAGGUUCUGUUCCAGAUUGGUGUGUUUGUGGCAGAUGUCAUCCCAUGACACAAGAUGUCGAGAAUAAAUGUUGCAAACUUAAAAAAUGCAUAACGCUUUCUUCCCGAUUCGCGAAAUUGUGUCUGGAUCCUGAUGUGAUAGAGUUGUGCAUAAGAAACACAGGGGAUAUAAGAAACGAUAGAGAAGAGAACAGCAGCAGAGCUUUUCGAAAAGCAGCCUAUAGGCAAUUUAUUCUUGCACGCCAUGGGCAUCUUGGUAAAGGAAACAGACGAGUCUGCCCUUCAUGUGUAGUAAUGAAAAUAAGGGAACGGUGGCCAUCCAUUACUGGAGUUUACAUGGGGUAUAGGGAAAACUAA
Molecule: messenger RNA, 1710 nt
Organism: Paramuricea clavata
Lineage: Eukaryota; Metazoa; Cnidaria; Anthozoa; Malacalcyonacea; Plexauridae
Source: the annotation of a GenBank genome assembly